Molecule: messenger RNA, 669 nt
Organism: Salvia hispanica
Lineage: Eukaryota; Viridiplantae; Streptophyta; Magnoliopsida; Lamiales; Lamiaceae
Source: RefSeq, a predicted model, not a curated record
AUGGACCAUUUCUCAGUCUCAGAUGAUCAACUCAAUCUAGCUUCCAACAGCCCAAAGAAGCGGGCAGGCCGGAAGAAGUUCCGAGAGACGCGCCACCCCGUCUACCGCGGCGUGCGUCGCCGUGACUCCGGCAAGUGGGUCUGCGAGCUCAGAGAGCCCAACAAGAAGUCAAGAAUCUGGCUCGGGACCUUCGCCACCGCCGAAAUGGCGGCCCGGGCUCACGACGUGGCUGCCAUCGCCUUGAGAGGCCGGUCCGCUUGCCUCAACUUCGCCGACUCCACCUGGCGGCUGCCGAUUCCGGCGUCGUCGAGUGCUCAGGACAUUCGGAAGGCCGCGACGGAGGCGGCCAAGACCUGCUGCUCUGAUCAGCCGUGGCUUAUGUAUGAUGAUGACUAUGAGAAAGCGUUUGGGAUGCAUGGAUUGGUGGCGGAUAUGGCUGAGGGACUGAUGAUGCCGCCGCCGCCGCUGCCUAUCUACUAUCAUGACGUGGAAUUCGAUGCUGAUGUGGCGCUGUGGAGUUAUUCUUUCUAGUAGUAUAGCACAGGAAUCUCCAUCACGUGUGGUUGUGUUACUUGUGUAGGUAACAUUAGAAUUCGUACUCUGGAAAGUACAAAUGUAAAAGAUUUGUUUUCUAUGAGCACCAAUAAGAAUUAAGACCAAUUUAAGGAA